This is a messenger RNA of Ilyonectria robusta, 842 nucleotides long. RefSeq lists its product as uncharacterized. NCBI's taxonomy places the organism in Eukaryota, Fungi, Ascomycota, Sordariomycetes, Hypocreales, Nectriaceae. The coding region runs from base 141 to 401 and encodes 86 amino acids. The record is from RefSeq and is a predicted model, not a curated record. The transcript has a single exon.
CCACUCUACAGCCCCUCAUGGGUCUUUUGCUGCCAUUGCCGGUGCCGAUGGCCGUUGUCCUGCAAGCCAUGAUGCGAUUUGAUCUCCACCCAUUGGCAUAUGGCCUCAGCUUUGGGGGCUCAGGAUGAGGUCUUGACUCAAUGCUCGAGGCCCGCGCGCUUCUCUUCUCUUCUCUUCUCUUCUCUCUGUCUAUCCAUCACCGACAGACGGGUCCAGAGGUCGAUCUUUCCCCCACUCUCUUGUGGGUUUUGCACGUCUGUAGGCUUUAUUGGCUUCCUUCGUCGUGUUGCACAAGAGGAAGCAGUAGUAAGCCGUCUACGUACCAUCUGAGUACCGUCCAUGUGUCCUGCGUCGUGCUAGCAGGACUGCUGCAUGUGCCCAACGCAUGCGGUUGCAGUUAGCUAGUCAUAGUCAGGUUCAAGUCCAGUUGGGCCCGGCACCAAGGGCUGAGGGGACCAGUCAAGACCCUCAACCCAUUCCUACGCGAGGGGCUGUCAUAUUCUUGGCGGGUGCUAUCAGAGUCGGAAAGGGAAAUUCGGCAAGAUCCAGAACCGAAGAGGUGACCAUUUCGCGGAGCUGCUGUAGCUUGAAGCACCUUUGCCUUGUACUACCCCAAUCGACAUCGGCAGCAAUCCCACCAUUCCCCAUGCGACGGCGCCGACAUGCCCAGACAACGCCAGACGAGGUUCCAGCCCCAGGCCCAGGCUCUCUUGGCACUGAGCCUUUCUCAAGCCACAGCCCUCUUUUGUACUACGUAGCAGCACGCACUACGCUGUACAGCGGUCUCUCGUGGUCUUUCCCGGGCCUGGCAAGGCCUCUCGCGUAUCCCCGGCCGAUCCUUG